AUGGGUAAGCGCGGAGCACCAAAGUCUGAGCCGAAGGCAAAGGCGAAGGCUAAGUCAGCUCCUCGUGCUUCUUCCUCUUCUUCAAAGGCGCAGUGUAUGACGGAGGACGAGUUGGGUGAGUACCGCCUCCUGCACAGCAAACUCACGUACAGGUCCAAAAGUGGAGUUGCUGGAGCAGAUGAGGCCUUGCAGCAGCUCAAGCUGAACCGGCAAAUGGUUUUGGACAAAUUUCGCGGAGAUAAGAGCAUGUCUUGGGUGCCGAGUAUGGUUCAUUCCUUGGACUAUACUUCUGUCAAUGCUGUGGCCAAGAAGUCUGAGUGGCUGAACUCCUUCCAGAUCAUGCAGAAGCUUGGCCUAUCGCCUGCUCAGAUCAAGGCGGAUGCCGAUGCCAAUGCGCUUUUCGAAGCUACUUUGGAUACCUUGCCGCAGAAGGAUCACUAUGUCCAAGCUCUGCAGGAGAAAGGCAUGAAGCUUUACGAAUGGUCCGAAGAAUGUGCAGAGGAAAAGGUUGGGUCGAGUGAGAAGAUGUCUAUCAAUGCAACAGGUUCUGCUUCCAAUGCCCCGAAGAACAAGGCACUUCCUGGAGCAGCAGAUGCCAAGGGUGGUCCCGACUCGUGGUGA
Messenger RNA from Cladocopium goreaui, 621 nucleotides. The record is from the annotation of a GenBank genome assembly. NCBI's taxonomy places the organism in Eukaryota, Dinophyceae, Suessiales, Symbiodiniaceae.